Messenger RNA from Lodderomyces beijingensis, 417 nucleotides. The record is from the annotation of a GenBank genome assembly. Lineage: Eukaryota; Fungi; Ascomycota; Pichiomycetes; Serinales; Debaryomycetaceae.
AUGUCGACUCCGCAAAAUCAUCCAAAAGUAGUUGUAGAUGGGCCCAGCAACCAUUCUCAAGAAGCAGGCCCAUGCCAACAACCGCCCCAAGAACAAGGUCAACAGACGCUCAAAGAGGAGCCCAAACCAAGCGAGGACAUGAAAGUCGAAAAACAGCAAGACAACGACAACCAAUUGCUACAACCAAAGCCAUCCCGUGGGUCGUCCUCAUCAGAUUCGAGCGUGGACACCGAUGUCAGUGACAUGUCGUUGGUCAGCGGCUACCACAGGAAAGACGGUGACGAGUGCACCGAGUUUUGCACCGAGUGCUGCUUAUGCUUUGGGGUGGUUGACUGUUGUCCCCGUAGUGGAGCAGGCUGCCUCACAUCAGUUGCAACCUUCAUCGGCAACUUACUAUUUGGAUGCUGCAAACGUUAA